CGCGGCUGUCUCUUUGUCAAUAUAAAAGGGCCUAAACCGCUUCCUUGGUCUCGGUGCUUCGAAGAGACGAAGCAAGUCUGAUAAUGAAUUUUUUUUUCUCCAACUUUUAUUCUUUAGUGAGGGAGAUAAAAGAGUAGAAAAGGGAGAAGAGAAAGGUAGGCAAAACGAAGAGAAAGCUAAGCACAAAGCCACAAAAAAAAAAGAAAAAAAAAAGAAAGAAAGGAUCGUAGCUGAUCCCUGAUACUGGAGCGCAGUAAUAAUAGUUUCGAGGGAGAGAGAUAGAGAGAAGAAGCGAAGCUUGAAAGAAAGCUCUCUCUUUGGUUGGUCUCAGCUUUUCUAAUGGCCAAGAUCUGAGCAGCAGCUAAAGCUAGCUAGUGAUCUCUUUUUUGUUUUUUUAAUAAUAGUAAUAAGCUGACAGAUGUACGGAUCUCCUCCGGCUGCGGCGAAAGAUCUUAACCCUCCAUUCCCUCCGGCGUUGAACAACCAAAUGAGCUCCGGCCUUAUCCGGUACCGAUCAGCGCCGAGCUCGCUCUUCGGCGAAGUAUGCGAAGAUUUCCUCGCAGCUCGUCCGUCGAGCUCCGCGAGAGCGGCGAGUGCGAUGUUUUUCGCGAGAUUCUAUGUGCGCCGAUGCCCAACCUCCUCUCGCCGUCCACUGGGGCGGCCCUGCAGAGGAUCCAUCGCAGUUACCCUCCCCUCUCCCCGCCUCUCCCGCUUCCGCCGACGUCAGCGGCGCGAGGGAGAGGGGCAUCGAGGCUUUUCCUUCCGCCAAGCUUCACAGAGUGAUGUACCAUCAGAUGUGGACGUCGUCGAUGGCGAUGGACGCGCGAUCAGUUCAAGGGCAAGCCGCCGGUGCCGGAUAUGGGGUCAUGAGGGGGAUCGCCGCUGGAUACAGAAAUGGGAACGAAGGGUCUUUCGUCGUCAUCCUCCUUCGACAUCACCGUCCCGUCAUCCUUUAGCCUCCCCGUGGGAGGAGUCCGCCCUACUGCCGGACAACAGUAACUUCUCCUCUCCUCCUCCUGGUCUCAAGAGGCAUAGGGAGGGCCCGACCGAGACUCAGAACGGUGGGGAGGUGAGAAACGGAGGGCUGAGUCAUCAGUUCAGCUUUCCGAAGACGUCGUCGGAGGUGGCGGCCAUGGAGAAGUUCCUGCAGUUUCAGGAUUCGGUUCCCUGCAAGAUCCGAGCUAAACGAGGGUGUGCUACUCAUCCCCGGAGUAUCGCGGAAAGGGUGAGGAGGACCCGGAUCAGUGAACGCAUGAGGAAGCUGCAAGAACUUGUGCCCAAUAUGGAUAAGCAAACGAACACCGCAGACAUGCUGGAUUUGGCCGUGGACUACAUCAAGGAACUACAAAAGCAGGUCAAGGCGAUAUCCGAAAACAGGGCCAACUGCACCUGCUCUAGCAGCAGCAAGCAAAAGCCGUACACAAGCCCUGCGGUGUAGAGAGAAGAAAUUAAGAAGCUACAAUUAAUUUCUCUCGGCCGGGUAGAAAUAGAGAUACGGGCGCUUCUUUGUUUUAGGUAGCGGAGGAAGUUCGGAAGGUAUCCCGAGUGAGGCAGGCGUAGGAGGAGUAUAAUCAGAUCAAGAAAUUGUAUAGCUAUGUUGUUAGUAAUUAAAUUAUAUAUAUACUUGCAAGAUCAUGUCGCGUACCAUGUAAUCUUCUUCAUGUUUAAUUAAUUAUAUAUAUUAAUUA
This is a messenger RNA of Asparagus officinalis (garden asparagus), 1688 nucleotides long. Its product is annotated as transcription factor APG-like. The coding region runs from base 419 to 1438 and encodes 339 amino acids. Lineage: Eukaryota; Viridiplantae; Streptophyta; Magnoliopsida; Asparagales; Asparagaceae. Gene Ontology annotation, cellular component: nucleus. Gene Ontology annotation, molecular function: RNA polymerase II cis-regulatory region sequence-specific DNA binding; protein dimerization activity; DNA-binding transcription factor activity, RNA polymerase II-specific. The transcript is spliced from 6 exons. Gene Ontology annotation, biological process: regulation of transcription by RNA polymerase II. The record is from RefSeq and is a predicted model, not a curated record.